Molecule: messenger RNA, 2643 nt
Organism: Penicillium antarcticum
Lineage: Eukaryota; Fungi; Ascomycota; Eurotiomycetes; Eurotiales; Aspergillaceae
Exons: 2
Coding region: 1-2643 (880 amino acids)
Source: RefSeq, a predicted model, not a curated record
AUGUCCAUCUCCAAAUAUUUACCGCCAUUGUCGCCAUUUCUGUUCUCUGCACUUGUCGUAAGUGGUCUCGCCUCGAAGGCCUUACACAUUGCGCUACACAUUCGCUCGUUACCGUUCCUUUAUUUCAUUCUCUACUCGCCGACUCUCAUUAUACCCGAUGUGCUGGUCAUAAUAUGUGCGCGCUUGUUAUUGCGCUUCCAUGCGCCGGAAGGCCUUUGGCAAUGGUUAUCGACCGCCGUGGGUGGGGGUUUAUCCCUAAUAACAUGGGGUGCUUCAUCCAUUCAGUUCGGCUUCUUCCUACAAACCGGUGCCGAGGUAGCCUGGGCUGCUGGCGGGAGCUUCCUCAGUGACCCAGCUGCCAUGAAGAUCCUAUUCAGUGGCAUCUCGACCGUGUCUGCUGCUGCAACAGUCCUCGGACUGGUGGCCUGGUUGAUCCAUUCGUACUUGUACAACCUCACCGGUCUCGGGUUGCAGGCAAUCCGAGACCUGUGUAUAGGAGGAUACAAAGCGCGGUAUACACUGAUUGCCCCUAGCAAGUCCUGCAUGGCUUCGUUCGACCUCCGAUCAUUCCGUCGCAUCAUCCCCGCAGUCGCUAUCAGUGUGUCGCUCCUUUUCUUGGAAAUCACUCGCCCGGAGAUCCCGUACGAUCAUCUCUCCGGGGCUCUCCCACUGACAUUGCUCGAGGCGUUCACAAAGAAGUCUGCAACGGUCGAAGGUUGUCGUGAACCGGCAGUGCCAUUUCCUUUGAUGACUCUGGACGCCAACGGAAAUUCCCACCCUCUAUACCAGUCCGAUUCGUUUGUGGAACAGUGGUCACGAGUUUCUUGGCUACCUAAAAACCCGCCCAAAGGAUUCAGCCGAUGGGAUCUAAGUCCCCAAGAGCGUGCAGAGAAAGAUAACUCCUUCUCUUAUGUUUGCGGUGGUGCUGAAGGGGGGUUUUAUAAUCCCAAGAAUGACCCCAUCAAGGUUACGAAUUUGGGCAGCGAAAUCUAUGAACCGUUGAAGAAGGCUUUCGAGGAACAUUCCGUUGAGGUCAACCAUGUGGUACUAUUAACUCUUGAGAGUGGUCGCAAGGAGAUGUUCCCUACACAGCAGGGUACUCCAUUCUUUGAUAAUGUGCUCGCCUCUCACAGAAAGAAGGAUUUGGAGGAGGCGAUUGACCGUCUCGUGACGAUGACCCCGGUUGCUCAACAGUUGACUGGAGAAUACGCAACCGAUAGCAAAGGCAACCGGGCCAACCUGACAGGUUCGCCAUGGAAAACCCCAACGCCAGAAGGAAUGGGCGGUCUCAACGUUCGCGGAGCUAUGACAGGUAGCUCGCUGACUUUCAAGAGUAUUCUAGGAAGCCAUUGCGGUGUCAACCCAUUGCCGGUGGAUCUUUUGGAGGAGACGGCGCUGGAGAUCUAUCAGCCAUGCUUGCCGCAAAUUUUCGAACUGUUCAAUGAAGGAAAAGCGAUAUCAAACACCAGAGAUGUCUCCAAGUCAGAGGCUCUGAAGAACCUUUGGAAGCCUGUUUUCAUGCAGUCCAUCACAGACGAUUACGACCGCCAGGACCUUCUCAACGAAAACAUGGGCUUCAAGGACAAGGUUGUCAAGAGCACCCUGCAAUCCACUCACUCAAAGUACCCAGCGUCUGGCAAGGAAAUCAACUACUUCGGAUAUGCCGAGACUGAACUUCGACCCUAUGUGCGGGAUCUCUUCGAAGAGGCUGCAAACAACAAGACGCGCAUGUUUCUUUCUCACGUCACCAGCACGACACACCAUCCAUGGGGCACACCCAGUGACUUUGAUGAGGAAUCGUACAUGGGCAGCCAGGGAAGCGUUAACCACGAUCUCAUGAACAAUUACAUGAACGCUGCGCGGUUUGUUGAUAUCUGGCUGGGCGACAUUAUGAACAUGCUCGACCAAAGCGGCAUCGCCAACGAGACUCUAGUAGUCAUUGUCGGAGACCACGGCCAAGCUUUCGGCGAAGACAACAAGGAUAUGACUGGUACCUAUGAAAAUGGUCACAUUAGCAACUUCCGCGUGCCUCUUGUUUUCCAUCACCCGCAAAUGCCACGAGUGAACAUUAACGCCAACGCAACUGCCCUCUCCAUCAUUCCCACCAUCCUGGACCUCCUUGUCCAGUCUAACUCCCUGGACGAGCGCGACGCCGAAAUCGCCUCUGCGCUUCUUCCUGAGUACCAGGGUCAGUCUCUUCUCCGUCCUUUCCUCGCCUCUAUGGAGGAGCCAUCCCACAAGGGCCAUGAUGGCCAUCGUCCACCCCCAUCCCCUCCAAAAAGCGAGCCCGAGCCCGAACCUUCUCAAUUCGAGGCCCGGUCUCACCCCGAUAGCUCUGCCAAACGGUCCGUCUGGAACAUGGGUCUUAUCAAUGCCGGUGGCUCGAUGCUCUCGGUUACGACUGCCAGUGUUCCAUACCGCCUCGUCCUCCCUCUCAAAGAAGGCUUUGAAUACUCCUUCACCCACCUGGGCGAAGAUCCAAAUGAAGAUCAUCCCAUCAAGGACUGGACACUCAAACUUCUGAUCGACGAAGUCACCCCGAAAUACGGCGAGGAAGCCGCUGCCUGGCUUUCAGAUGCCGACAAAGUUGGCAAAUGGUGGGUCACUGAGCAGAAGCGUAUCUGGGGAUACCGCGAAGCCUAA